AGCAAGUCAACAAUCCAGCUUCUAACAAGCUUAGCUCUCCAUCCUCAUCAUCCACCGAUCGGCGUCGACGACGUCAGCCAUGCAUGACGAGGAGAAGAAGGAACCCAAGUGGGUGACGGCGGUGAGCAUCGCCGGCCGCAUCGCGGGCAUGGGCCUAGCGGUGGCGGCGGCGGUGCUGAUGUCCACGGCGAGCCAGUGCACCGUGUACUACGCGGCGCCGGCGGCGUCGGCGUACGGCGGCGCCGCGCGCGCGCGCACGGUCACGUACAGCGACUUCCCGCCCUUCGUCUUCCUCGUGGGCGCCGCCUCCAUCGCGGCGUUCCUGGAGGCCAUCGCCAUCUUCCUCGUCGUGUGGAAGAAGGGCAAGGACAAGACGACCAAGGUGCUCAUGCCGCUGCUGGGCGUCGCCGUGCCGGCGCUGCUCUACUCGGCGACCGGCGCGGCUUUCGCGGCCGUGUCCGACAUGUCCUACUGCUCCGCCAACGGCAAGCGCGUCAGCAUCUGUGCCGGUAGCGCCGCCGCCGGCGGCGGUGUCAGCGGUGGCACCAACUUCUGCAGCCAGGUGCAUAUCGCCGUCUACCUCUCUCUCGCCGCGGCCGUCGCCGUGUCCGUCGCCGAGGUGGUCAGAGGCUUGGGAGGCUCGGCGUCCGGUGGAGGGUCGGACUCGGACUCCAGCUCCAGCUCCGAGUCCGGCGGUUGUGACCAUGGCUGCCAUCACAAGCAUUAGGUUUUCCGUGUUGGACUAUUUUCUUUUUAUUAAUAAAACAUAUUGCAAGCAAAUAUCAAGAAGAGAAUAAUAUCCGUAUUAUUAGUGGAUAUGUGUGGUUUAGUUUCAUCUUCUGAAUUCAUUUGCAUUGGUUGCCCUUCUGUAUUGUAUAUGUAGUAAUUGUACCAGCAGUAUCUUGAAAUCUUUAUAUUGGAAAUAUAUAAUAUUAUGAUAGACGUCAUCUUGGACUCC
Molecule: messenger RNA, 958 nt
Organism: Sorghum bicolor (sorghum)
Lineage: Eukaryota; Viridiplantae; Streptophyta; Magnoliopsida; Poales; Poaceae
Product: CASP-like protein 1U3
Exons: 1
Coding region: 80-727 (215 amino acids)
Source: RefSeq, a predicted model, not a curated record